AUGACCACGCCAGCAGCCGGAGCAGCAGCCAAGAAUUUCUAUCAGGUAGUCAAAUCGGCACCAAAAGGCCGUUUCAAGGGAAUCAAGCGUGACUACACUGUUGAAGAUGUGCUCAAACUUCGUGGAUCCAUCGACAUCGACUACACUCUUGCCACUCGUGGAGCUAACAAACUCUGGCAACUUCUCCAUACAGAACCAUUUGUGCCAGCUCUCGGAGCCCAAACCGGAAACCAAGCAGUUCAAAUGGUUCGUGCUGGACUGAAGGCUAUUUAUUUGUCUGGAUGGCAAGUGGCCGCUGACGCCAAUUCCGCCGGAGACAUGUAUCCAGAUCAGUCAUUAUACCCAGCAAAUUCCGGUCCAGAACUCGCCAGAAGAAUCAAUAGAUCAUUGAGAAGAGCUGAUCAGAUCGAGGCCUGCGAAGCUGAGGACUAUUUGGCCCAACGUGACUGGUACGCUCCGAUCGUCGCCGACGCUGAAGCUGGAUUCGGAGGAGCUCUCAAUUGCUUCGAAUUGAUGAAGGCCUACAUCGAAGCAGGAGCCGCUGGAGUUCACUACGAAGAUCAGUUGGGUUCUGAGAAGAAAUGUGGACACAUGGGAGGAAAGGUUUUGAUCCCGACCGCACAACAUAUCCGUCACUUGAACGCCUCCCGUUUGGCUGCUGAUGUCUGUGGAGUUCCUACCAUCAUUGUCGCCAGAACCGAUGCAGAAUCUUCGAGACUUUUGACUUCGGAUAUUGAUCCAAGGGAUCAUCCAUACAUUGAUUACGACGCUGGCAGAACCAUUGAGGGAUUCUACAGACUUAAGGAUUCAACUGCCAUCCAAUACUGCGUGGACCGUGCCAUUCAAUAUGCUCCAUACUGUGACCUCAUCUGGAUGGAGACGUCUCAUCCAACGAUUGCUGAUGCCAGAGAGUUUGCUGAAGGAGUUCACAAGCAAUAUCCAGACAAGAUGUUCGCUUACAACUGCUCACCAUCGUUCAACUGGAAGAAGCAUCUCUCGCCAUCGCAGAUGGAGAAAUUCCAGAAGGAAUUGGGAGCGAUGGGAUUCAAAUAUCAGUUCAUCACUCUUGCCGGAUUCCAUGCCAACAGUUAUAGCAUGUUCGACUUGGCGAAGAACUACAAGGAGACUGGAAUGUUGGCUUAUUCGGCUCUCCAGGAAGGAGAGUUUGCUGCUGAGAAGCAUGGAUACACGGCUGUCAAGCAUCAACGUGAAGUCGGAACCGGCUACUUUGACGCCGUCAGUCGCGCGGUUACCGGAGGACUUUCUUCAACUACUGCCUUGUCGGGAUCCACCGAGGAGGCUCAAUUCCAAACUGCCGUUGCUUCGGCUUCCGAAGAUGAAGAAAUUCUUUCUCUAACCGCCCAAACUGUCGCCGGAGAUGAGAAGAUUCUUACUCCAGAUGCUCUUCGAUUCCUUCACGACCUCAACACAGAAUUCAAUCCACGUCGUUUGAGACUUCUCUCAAAGCGUCGUCAAGUUCAAGAUGAUAUCAACAGCUCUCUCUGGUUCCCAGACUUCAAUAAGGAAACCGAAGUCCUUCGCAGCGAUCAAGGAUGGAAGGGAGCGGAAAUUCCACGUGACUUGCAAGACAGAAGAGUCGAAAUCACUGGACCAACUGAUCGUAAGAUGGUCAUCAAUGCUAUGAACUCUGGAGCAAACGUCUUUAUGGCCGAUUUCGAGGAUUCCAACUCUCCAACAUGGAGAAACCAAUUGGAAGGACAAAUCAAUUUGUAUGAUGCAGUCAGGAAGAACAUCUCCUAUGUUCAUCCAACCACCAAGAAGGAGUACACUUUGAAUGAGAAGCACGCUGUCUUGAAGGUCCGUCCACGUGGAUGGCAUCUUCCAGAAAAGCACGUCUUGAUCCAUAACCAACCAACCUCCGGAUCCCUCUUCGAUUUCGGACUAUUCGUCUUCCAUAACGCAAAGGCUCUCAUCGCUCAAGGCUCCGGACCAUACUUCUAUCUUCCAAAGCUUCAAAGUGCCGAGGAAGCGCAACUCUGGGCUGACGUCUUCAAGUACACCGAGGAGAAACUGGGAUUGGCUCGUGGAACCAUCAAGUGUACCGUUCUUAUUGAGCACUUGCUUGCCAGCUUCCAACUUCAUGAGAUCAUCCAUGCUCUCAAGGAUAACAUCGUUGGACUCAACUGCGGACGUUGGGAUUACAUUUUCUCCUACAUCAAGACCUUCCAAUCCCAUCGCAAGUUCUUGUUGCCAGACAGAUUCCAAAUUGGAAUGACUGCUCCAUUCAUGAGAAACUACUCCUUGGAGGUCAUCAAGGCUUGCCAUCAACGUGGAAUCCAUGCUAUGGGAGGAAUGGCUGCUCAAAUCCCAAUCAAACACGACCCAGCUGCUAACGACAAGGCAUUUGCUUUGGUUAGAGCUGACAAGGAACGUGAAGUCACUGAUGGACACGACGGAACCUGGGUUGCCCAUCCAGGAUUGGUGCCACUGGCCAAGGGAGUUUUCGAUCAGAUGAUGCCAAAACCAAACCAGAUCAACAAGCUCCUUUCUCGGUCUCCAUGCUCAAAGGAAGAUUUGACAGUGAUCCCAGAGGGAACUCGUACUGAAGCUGGCUUCCGUCAUAAUAUCUCAGUCACUCUUGGAUACCUUGACUCUUGGCUCCGUGGAACCGGAUGUGUCCCAUUGUACAACUUGAUGGAGGACGCCGCCACCGCUGAAAUCUCUCGUGCUCAACUCUGGCAAUGGCUUCAUCACGACGCCAAACUCGAGGACGGACGCACUAUCGACGCAGGACUUGUCAAGCAAACCAUCGCCGCUGAAUCCGAACGUCGUCUGAUUCGUGCUGGAUCCGUUGUCAACCGAAUUCCAGAAGCUGCCGAACUCCUCGAGAAGUUUGUCACUGAGGAGAAACUCAGCGAUUUCUUGACAACUGAUGCCUACGAUAAACUUGUGUCGGAAGGUUAUUAG
Caenorhabditis briggsae is the source of this 2928-nucleotide messenger RNA. It is a transcript of the gene Cbr-icl-1, whose product is annotated as Protein CBR-ICL-1. Gene Ontology annotation, biological process: glyoxylate cycle. The record is from RefSeq and is a predicted model, not a curated record. NCBI's taxonomy places the organism in Eukaryota, Metazoa, Nematoda, Chromadorea, Rhabditida, Rhabditidae. The transcript has 6 exons. Gene Ontology annotation, molecular function: isocitrate lyase activity; malate synthase activity. Bases 1 to 2928 code for a protein of 975 amino acids.